UGUACACUGAUUUCGUUCCAUUACGAUGGAAACCAAAGUUGUAUAUAUUUCAGAACGUCAUGAAGCUAAAGCUUAGAUGGGAAGGUUUACCAACUGACAUCGCCGAUCGUGCAGAACUUUACUAUCUGCAUGAGUUGCUCACUCUCGAAGACACUACUCGCAACAUAGUUUGCGCCGCGUACAAGUUUGGAUUCCAGAUGGUAUUUGCUACUUGGACUGGAAUUUCAGUUCUCGCUUUGUUCCUUACCUUGGUGUUUGCUGGACACGCUGAUAUGAACAGGAAACUCGAUAUUGAGCAUCAUAUAGACAGCACAAGGAUGUUUACCUAGGCAUUGGGCUAGAAAGCAACAUGCAAGAAAUAUGGAUGGGAACUGAGACUUGGACACAUCCUCCUCGCUUAUAUGUGUAUGUAGGUCUUGGAAUCAGUGAUUAUGUUCCUGCUAUUCGUCGCUGUCAAUGAUAUACGACUCACUAGUUCCUCCUGUGUGG
Molecule: messenger RNA, 489 nt
Organism: Daldinia caldariorum
Lineage: Eukaryota; Fungi; Ascomycota; Sordariomycetes; Xylariales; Hypoxylaceae
Exons: 1
Coding region: 60-329 (89 amino acids)
Source: RefSeq, a predicted model, not a curated record